Molecule: messenger RNA, 1748 nt
Organism: Magnolia sinica
Lineage: Eukaryota; Viridiplantae; Streptophyta; Magnoliopsida; Magnoliales; Magnoliaceae
Product: disease resistance protein RPM1-like
Exons: 3
Coding region: 262-1191 (309 amino acids)
Source: RefSeq, a predicted model, not a curated record
AUUCAAACCGGAGGAUCUACUCGGAAGCAUGAUAAAUCAAUUCUUCGAGGAAAAGAAAGAUCCAUCUCCUCAAGGAGUAGAUGUGAUGACACAGGUCGGGCUAAUCAAAGUGUUACGAAGGUACUUGCACAACAAAAGAAAGAAAUGAAGACAGGUCAAUGGAAGAGGUUGCUGAAGGUUACCUUAAUUCGCUCAUCACUAGAAAUCUCAUUCAAGUGGCAGAACGGAAAUCUCAUGGGAAAGUGAUCACUUGUCGCAUCCAUGAUCUUGUGCGAGAAUUCAUUUUUUCAAAAUCCAGGGGAGGAGCAUUUCUUUUCAUCUUCUGUUGAGCAUAACAUGGCGCUUUGUAACAAAAUCCGACGUCUGUCCAUUUAUAAUGGUGGUGUGAAUUUUCAGAAAUAUAAGGAAUUCUCUCGUCUUCGAUCUUUGUUCAUUUUCAGUGUGGAUGGACUAUCUAACUACCCUACAAUCACAUCAUUUUCCAGCUUAAGGUUGUUGAAGGUGGUCCAUCUUGAAAAUGCAUCGAUUGAAAUCCUUCCUGAUGAUCUAACAAGCUUGUUGCAUUUGAGAUACCUAAGCUUGGAGAAUACAAAGAUUGAGAAACUUCCAAGUUCAUUGGGGAAGCUAAAGAACUUAAAAACAUUGAAUCUGAAGGGAACCUUUAUACGUGAAUUGCCUGUUGAGAUUCUCAAGCUUGAGCACCUCUGCCACAUCAUGGUUUAUCGUUGUAGUAGAGAAGGGUUUUAUUUGCCAUUUAAUGAUGUGGAUGGAAUUAAGGUGCCUGCUGGAAUGGGAAUUCUAAGAUCCCUGGAAAACCUGGCACAUAUAGAGGGAGAUAGCGGCAUCAUUAGAGAGCUGGGGAAUCUCAGCCAACUAAGGAGGUUAGGCAUUGUCAAGCUAAGAAAGGAAAAAGGGGCUGAUUUGUGCACUUCUGUUGAGAAGAUGAACCACCUUUGCUCCUUUGAUGUGACAUCAAUGAAUGAGGAGGAGGUUCUUGACCUGCAUUCUAUAUCGCAUCCUCCACUGCCUCUUCAACGUCUGUACUUGGCAGGGCAUUUAGAGAAGUUACCCAAAUGGAUUGCCUCGCUUCAUAAUCUGGUGGUGGUUCGCCUGUUUUGGUCUAGAUUGAGGGAUGACCCACUCAAAGCCUUUCAAUCACUGGCCAAUUUGGCAGAGCUCUUACUACGGUGAGCUUAUGAUGGAGAAGAGUUAUGUUGUGAGGGAAUAGGAUAUCCAAGACUCAAAGCGACUAUUACUCUUUGAGUUGAAUGGAUUGAAGCAGGUGAAGGUGAAGAAGGGAGCAAUGUCUAACCUUGAAGAGCUACAUAUUAGACGUUGUGAAGAAUUAUUGGAGGUGCCAUUGGAGCUGAGACACCUCACUAACCUCAAACAACUCUACCUUUGGGAUAUGUCCCAGGCUUUCUUGAAGGGGCUAAGAAAGGAUGGAGUUGAAGAGUUGGUGGAUUCCAUUCAUCACAUUCCACUAAUCCGAUAUAUAGACACUCAAGAACGGACUUAUCACGACUUCUCAUGAUUCUGGAGAAAGCACACCUAAAAGGUUAAAGCAGUUGUCAGGUGAAUUUGGGUGCUCACGGUUGAUGAUCUUCGUAAGAGGAGAUUGAUCCUGCCAAAUGUCUGUUUGUUGUGCUUGCAAGAUGUGGAAUCAAUUGAUUUCUUCAGGUGUUUGGUCUGGGGCCCUUGGCUUCGCAAAUGUUUCCCGGGUCAUGCCUUCCUCCAUGGAAGGCCUU